Messenger RNA from Blastomyces gilchristii SLH14081, 4529 nucleotides. Its product is annotated as kinesin family member 18/19. Gene Ontology annotation, molecular function: ATP binding; microtubule binding; microtubule motor activity. The record is from RefSeq and is a predicted model, not a curated record. Gene Ontology annotation, biological process: microtubule-based movement. The coding region runs from base 252 to 3260 and encodes 1002 amino acids. The transcript is spliced from 2 exons. NCBI's taxonomy places the organism in Eukaryota, Fungi, Ascomycota, Eurotiomycetes, Onygenales, Ajellomycetaceae.
ACGGGCUUGACGAGCGGCAGACAGACAGACCUUCCAAUGAAUGGGCUGAAAGUUCCCCCGUCGACAAUACUAUUAACCUUCAACAGAGCUAGAUUUUCCCUUCUCCCGGCAUCCAUUCGGGGAUAUCCUUUAGCUUGUUUUUGUUUUUUAUCUAUUUUAUCUUUCCUGCGUUUUCACUUCAUUGCAUACAUACUUCACCAGUUUACACAACAUUCUCAGACGACAGCAACUGUUCAUACAACCUAUCCCUGAUGGCGGCCUCGAGUGGUGCGUCCUCUAUUUCAGUGACCGUUCGAGUCAGGCCGUUUACGAUACGAGAAGCUGCACAACUUACAAAAUGUGAUGAUUCAAUGCUCUUCCUAGGGGACGGGUCCUUGGCUGCAGUUCCAACCCCGAAACUGAUACAGAAAGGCAUUCGACCUGUAAUAAAGGUCAUGGAUGACAAGUGCUUGGUUUUUGACCCACCAGAGGACAACCCAGUACAUCGAUUUUCCAGAUCCGUUGUCCCGAACGGAAAACGUGUGAAGGACCAGACCUUUAUGUUCGAUAGAGUUUUCGACGAAAACACAACCCAAGAGGAUGUGUAUGAAGCAACAACUCGAAGCCUUCUAGACAGCGUGUUGGAUGGCUACAAUGCAACCGUGUUUGCAUACGGCGCGACGGGUUGUGGAAAAACCCACACGAUCACGGGAACUGCUCAACAGCCGGGUAUUAUUUUCCUUACCAUGCAAGAACUCUUCGAGCGGAUUGCGGACAGAACAGAUGAAAAAGUCACGGAGAUAUCAUUGUCAUAUUUGGAAAUCUACAACGAGACCAUCCGCGACUUGCUCAGCACCACCAAUACUAUCAAGGGUGGUCUCAUGCUCCGAGAAGAUGCAAACCAAACAGUUUCUGUUGCCGGACUUUCCAGCCAUCACCCGCAGAACGUUCAGGAAGUGAUGGACAUGAUUGUGAGGGGAAAUGAAUCGCGAACAAUGUCCCCCACAGAAGCAAACGCAACAUCAUCUCGGUCUCACGCGGUUCUUCAAAUUAACGUAGUGCAAAAGGACCGUAACGCGGAUAUCAACGAGCCACACACGAUGGCAACAUUGAGCAUUAUCGACCUGGCAGGAAGUGAGCGGGCGAGUGCAACAAAAAAUAGAGGAGAGAGGCUGAUCGAAGGCGCCAAUAUCAACAAAUCUUUGCUGGCUCUAGGCAAUUGCAUAAAUGCGCUAUGCGACCCUAGGAAGCGUAAUCAUGUCCCUUACCGAAAUUCGAAGCUCACCCGCCUCCUAAAAUUCUCAUUGGGAGGAAAUUGUAAGACGGUAAUGAUUGUCUGUGUCAGUCCGUCCAGCCAACACUUUGACGAAACCCAAAACACCCUUCGAUAUGCGAACCGGGCAAAGAACAUCCAAACGAAAGUUACCAGAAAUGUUUAUAACGUGAAUCGCCAUGUCAAAGAUUUCCUUGUUAAAAUUGAUGAGCAAAUGGCGUUGAUUAAAGAGCUGCAGCAACAGCAGAAGGAUUAUGAGACCAUUGCAUUCGCGAAGUUUAAGAAACAGGCUGAGAAAAAGGAAAUAGUGGUGCGUGAAGGAGUGGUUCGUCUGCGUAGUGCAUAUGAACAUUCAGCUUCCGAAAGGGAAGAGAGGGUCAAUUGCAUGCUUCGCUUAAGGCAGGUCAGCCGUCGUAUCUCAAUUCUUUCAGCCUGGAUUGCUGCAUUCGACAGUGUGUGCGAUGCUACAGAAAAUGAAUCCGCUUUGUCAAACCUCCAGGCCAUUCGGAAGAGUGCGCAAGGAAUACUCAUCGAGCUCGAGGGCAGCAGGCAGCAUUAUCAUCAGAAACUCGCGAGAAGCAGCUGGGAUCGAGGCAUCAAUUCUGCACUGGACAUUGGUAUUAAACAGCUCCAAGAACUUGAAAUCGCGGAUAGUGUCGACACUGCCACUCUUACCCGAGAAGCAGAGUUACUCAAGUCCAAUGCAGAAAGGGAAGCAUUAGCCGCAAUCGCCGAGCAGGAGAAAGGUGGUGAUUUGUCCAUGAUCCAGAUGUUGCUGCAAACAAAUUUCGAGACUGUUUCUGCUAUUGAGGACAUUAUGCAGCUUCGCGAGGAGGACGCAGUUGCGACUGGCAAGGUAAUCCUUGGAAAGCUCCUUAGGUCUAGCACAACCGCAACGGCCCACGUCGCUAUACCCGAUGGAGGCGCGCCACCUGUCGAAGUUUUCCCGCCAAACAAGGCUGGUACGCCUAAGCGCCGAAAGCAAUACAGUAUGGGAAGGGCCGCAUCAUUACCAAAACCUAUUAACGCGGCUAUAUCUAUAGCACCUCAUGUAACUCCAUCCCCAGCCAAGCCUUCCCCUAGAAGAAGAAAAAUAGGGCCAAAGAAGGGUAUCAAUUUCACGCCAAGGAAGCUUCAGACGAAGAGCAACAAGCGGAGCGUGAGGUGGAAGGACGAUGUAGAGGAAGGAACCCUUGCGGAAUUCGAGAAGACUCCACAAAAGACAGCGGAAUCACCCGCUAAUACGCCCUCAGCGGAGCCACGAUUGCCACCAAUGCAUUUAGUGGCAUCCGCCAUUCCCCGUCGAACCUCAAACGGCUCGAGGGAGUCAUCACCAAUCUGCAGCCCUCCUACCUCGCUCACCAUCCAGAAGAAUAGCCGUUUCAAAGCCGGUUUCUUAUCCAAGAAACCAAACGGAUCCCCAGUUCCCUCGGCGUUGCCCAGGCUCCCCUUAGCGUCGGACGGCGAACUGUCUCCAUUACGUGGUAUUGAAAAUAGUAGUUUCCUAAAUCGCAGAUCCCUUGACCAUUCUGAGGCUGAUGAUAACACAAAAAGCAAUGUCAGCGGGUCAUCAUCAGAUAACGAAGAUGGGUGGAAAAUGGACAAAAGUGACGCCAUGACGAUACACUCGGCGAUGAGACGCAUUUCCGGAACCCACCAUGGAGGACAUCGGGCUUCGAUGGCUGGAGUAAAUAGGACCCAAAGACGACGAAGCCCGACAGCCGCCACGAGCGCAAGCCCCACCAAUGAAAACAGCAGCAUGUUCUCGGCAUCCCAAGCAAGACGGAUGGUGAAAAGCGAAAAGGAACAUGAUUCGAAGAUUAGCGUUUUGAGCCCGAGGACCGUACCAAUUAUGAAAGUAAAUGGCCACCGACGGACGACGUUCGGGGAUGCGAAACAGAUAGGCCUUGGGUCCCGAGAAGGGAUCCGGCUUAGCUCGGCCACGAUUUCUGGCGGCGGAUCGUUGCGGGGUAGCUUACAGCCCGGGGCGAAAGGUUCGUGGAGGUAGUUCUGUGUGGUUAUAAUUUUAAUAUAGAUCCUUUUUUUAAUUUUUGGCGCUCGUGGGCUGGCUAUAAGUGGGUGUUUGGGUGCAAAGGAUCGGCUUGGGCUUCCUAUCACGAUUUCUUCUUUCCCUUGAAUUGUAUGUAAUUUAGGUAUCUUCUUUUAGUUUAUUUUGUUUCUUCCAUGCCGCCCGUGUUCAAUAUAUCCAAAUGGCGCCUAUCUACCCUUCUUUAUUCUUUCCCUACUUUGUGUUUGAGUGACGAGUCUGCCGAUUGUUUGUUCCCGUUUCCACGCCUUCUAGUCGUCCAAUGUCAGUGUCCGUUUGAGCUAUUUGCAGCAAGGAGAAUUGCGUUUGAGACUGUGGAUCUACGCUUUGUGCUCAUGACUUGAUACCUGUUGAUGUGUCGGUACAUGGAUAAAUCAACUAGAUCCACAUCCAGCAAAAUUUCAAGAGCCAUUUUGCUUCUUUAACACGUAACAAACAACAAACUGCAGUUUCUCCGCCCGAGGAUCUCAAGAUUGAACGCAACUCACUGAAGUGAGACAUAUGUAGCUCUCCAAUGAAACGAAACCUCAAGAUACGGCAAGCUGUGACUGUGGGAUGCAUGCAAGUAAUUCCGAGAAAUUUUGAAGUCCAUUUAAGCUCAAGGUUCCGGAGCUCCAUGUGGAGAACACUAGCAGGCGUUGAGCCAACCAUGACUCAAUCCUAUGUGGGGGUUAGUUAACUCAAAUAUGAAGAAAAGCAUCGAGCCAAGUUCCAUAUAUCUCGUCUCUUCCUGCGUUCUCAUCGUUGAACUCUCGAGUUAAAACAGAGCUGCCAUUGUAGAUGCCCCAAAAAUCUACGACUUCUAUUAGCCAUUUGUCUGAGUUCCGCUAUGCCAACUAGGGUAGGCUGCCAGCACGCGGUUCAGGAUAUGUAGUUAAACACUAGUUAUCAGAUUGAUUCGGACUUUUUAAUUCCAAUCAUGUGCAUGUAGUAUUUCACAUCUUCGUCAUCACUAAUCGUUUGGUGUAAGGAACACUUGCAACUGACUGGUAACGAGCUCGGGAAAUUUUUUUUUCUCUCAUUAAGGAAGAGCUAAUUUCCGCCCGCCUUCAUUUCCAGCCCAUGUUUAGGAACCUCCUCAUUCGGUGUUUUUGAACUGUCUUCGGGAACGAGGCGUGAAAGGAAUAAAAAAGGCCCAAGACAACCUUGAUGAUUGCGAUCAGUUUACGGAUUAUCUGCAUUUGAGUUACACCCCAUGCCCCUGAUUCUACAGUGACCGAAAGGCUUGCU